CUUUCGCUCUAUUCUUUUCUAUUAUGUUCUCAACUCAUUCCAUCUCCAUUUCUUAUCUUUUCUCCUCUGUUCUCAACUUCCAUAGUCAUUCCUUAUACAAAAUCAAGUCAAGCUGUUCCUCCGAUAUGAGGAAGAAAGCCCAUUUUGGGUUCUUCUUCUUCCUCAACCUCUUUUCGCUCAUCCCCCAUGCAUUCUCUCAAACCAGCACCAACAAUGUCGAUGACGCUUCCGUUAUGUUAGCUCUUAAGAAGAGCCUCAACCCGUCGUCUGAGGUUCUCAAAUGGUCCGACCCGGACCCUUGCCAAUGGGACCUCGUGUCCUGCUCAACUGAGAAGCGGGUCACGCGGAUCCAAAUCGGCCACCAGAACCUUCAAGGCACGCUUCCCCGCGACCUCCAUAGACUCACUGAGCUGGAACGCUUGGAGCUUCAGUGGAACAAUAUUUCGGGUCCUCUUCCCUCUCUAAGUGGGCUGCGCUCUUUACAAGUCUUGAUGCUUAGUAACAACCAGUUUAGCUCUAUCCCAGACGAUUUCUUCGCCGGAAUGUCUUCACUGCAGUCCGUCGAGAUCGAUAACAACCCAUUUACGGCUUGGCAAAUCCCUGAAACGCUCCAAAACGCCUCGGCUUUGCAGAACUUCUCUGCCAAUUCCGCUAACGUUUCAGGUCCAAUACCCGACUUCUUUGGCGACAAUGCGUUUCCGGGUCUGAGUCUUCUUCACUUGGCUUUCAACUAUCUCGAAGGCGGGUUGCCUGAGAGCUUUUCUGGGUCGCCAAUCCAGUCUCUUUGGGUCAAUGGGCAGCAGAGCACUCGUAAGCUUAGUGGAAAAAUCGAUAUUAUUCAAAACAUGACACUUCUCAAAGAAGUUUGGUUACAUUCGAAUGCCUUUUCGGGUCCUUUACCGGACUUUUCGGGUCUGAAAGAUUUGCAGAGCUUGAGUCUGAGGGAUAAUAUUUUUACGGGUCCAGUCCCUUCGUCUUUAAUGAGUUUGAAAUCGUUAAAGAUAGUUAACCUGACCAACAACUUGUUUCAAGGACCAAUGCCGGUGUUUUUAAGUGGGGUUUCUGUAGAUUUGUCUAAGAAUUCGAAUAGAUUUUGUUUGCCGAGCCCCGGGGAAUGCGAUUUCGAAGUGAGUACUUUGCUUUCAAUUGCCAAAUCAAUGGAAUACCCUCAAAGGUUUGCAGAUAAUUGGAAGGGGAAUGACCCUUGUGUUGAAUGGAUGGGAGUCACUUGUAACAAUCACAGCAUAACAAUCAUUAAUUUUCAGAAAAUGGGCCUAACAGGUACCAUAUCUCCUGAUUUCGCUUCACUUAAAUCCCUAAAAAAGCUUGUUCUUGCUGAUAAUAAUCUCACUGGGACUAUUCCUGAGGAGCUUGCUACUCUGCCUGCGCUUGCUGAGCUAGACGUUUCAAACAAUCACAUUUAUGGGAAAGUCCCUUCUUUUAGGAGCAAUGUGAUUGUGAAUACCAAUGUUAACCCUGAUAUUGGCAAGGAGAAGCCUAGUUCAUCUGUUGGGGGAACGUCUCCCAAUUCGACUAGUACUACUAAUGCAGGGUCCAAUAAAGGUGGCGAUUCUGGACAUCAUGGUAGGAAAUCGUCAAAUUUAGUUGGAGUGAUUGUGCUUUCGCUGAUUGGCGGUGUGUUUGUGAUUUGCUUGAUUGGCUUGGUGGUUUUCUAUCUGUACAAAACAAAGCAAAAGCGUUCAAGUAGAGUGCAGAGCCCAAACGCAAUAAUCAUUCAUCCUCGCCAUUCUGGUUCUGACAAUGAGAGUGUGAAGAUCACCGUUGCAGGCUCAAGUGUUUGUGUUGGCGCUAUUAGUGAAGUCACGCAUACAUUUCCAAGCAGUGAAGCUGCUGGUGACAUCCAAAUGGUUGAAGCAGGAAACAUGGUAAUUUCUAUUCAAGUUCUCAGGAACGUGACAAACAAUUUUAGUCAAGAGAAUAUAUUGGGGCAAGGAGGUUUUGGGACAGUAUAUAAAGGCGAACUGCAUGAUGGAACGAAAAUUGCCGUAAAGAGGAUGGAGUCUGGGAUAAUAGCCGGGAAGGGACUUCCGGAAUUUAAGUCUGAAAUUGCUGUUUUGACCAAGGUUCGACAUCGCCAUCUAGUUGCUCUUUUGGGGUAUUGUUUGGAUGGAUUUGAGAGGCUUCUUGUAUAUGAAUACAUGCCUCAAGGGACACUCAGUAGGCACAUCUUCAACUGGCCAGAGGAAGGACUGAAGCCUCUUGAAUGGAAGCAAAGACUGACCAUUGCCUUAGAUGUAGCUAGGGGUGUUGAGUAUCUUCAUGGUUUGGCUCAUCAAAGUUUCAUCCACAGAGACUUGAAGCCUUCAAAUAUCCUCCUUGGAGAUGAUAUGAGGGCAAAGAUUGCGGAUUUUGGCCUGGUUCGGCUUGCCCCAGAGGGUAAAGGUUCAAUAGAAACUAGAAUUGCUGGAACUUUUGGUUACCUAGCGCCAGAGUAUGCAGUUACUGGCCGAGUGACAACCAAAGUUGAUGUCUUCAGUUUUGGGGUGAUAUUGAUGGAGCUUAUCACUGGCAGAAAAGCACUUGAUGAGACUCAGCCGGAGGAGAGCAUGCACCUCGUAACUUGGUUCAGGAGAAUGAACAUUAACAAGGACUCUUUCCGCAAGGCAAUUGACCCUACAAUUGAUCUAAAUGUGGAAACACUUGCCAGUAUCAGCACCGUUGCUGAGUUAGCAGGACACUGUUGCGCAAGGGAACCGUAUCAAAGGCCUGACAUGGGCCAUACAGUGAAUGUCUUAUCCUCUCUUGUAGAGUUUUGGAAACCAUCUGAGCAAAACUCGGAGGACAUAUAUGGCAUUGACCUUGAAAUGUCGUUGCCCCAAGCACUGAAGAAAUGGCAGGCUUAUGAAGGUCGGAGCCACUUGGAUUUGUCUUCUUCAUCACUCCUUGCUAGCUUAGACAAUACCCAAACUAGCAUUCCCACACGCUCAUAUGGAUUUGCCGAGUCAUUCACAUCUGCAGAUGGAAGAUGAUGAUAAAUAGUUGUAAAUUAUGUUAAUGGUGUUUGACAUGUUCAUUCUAUUUUUGUCUCUUUUUCUUGUUGUAUCACUGAUUUACCCUCAUCCAAACAUUAGAUCUCUGACAAUAUGAGCUGUAAUGAAAUGUUUUGCAAAUGAAUUCAGAAGACUUUUUCUCAGCAAAA
Humulus lupulus (European hop) is the source of this 3160-nucleotide messenger RNA. Its product is annotated as receptor protein kinase TMK1. Lineage: Eukaryota; Viridiplantae; Streptophyta; Magnoliopsida; Rosales; Cannabaceae. The record is from RefSeq and is a predicted model, not a curated record. The transcript is spliced from 2 exons. The coding region runs from base 24 to 2990 and encodes 988 amino acids. Gene Ontology annotation, biological process: protein phosphorylation. Gene Ontology annotation, molecular function: protein binding; ATP binding; protein kinase activity.